Equus caballus (horse) is the source of this 2469-nucleotide messenger RNA. RefSeq names its product nascent polypeptide-associated complex subunit alpha, muscle-specific form-like. NCBI's taxonomy places the organism in Eukaryota, Metazoa, Chordata, Mammalia, Perissodactyla, Equidae. The record is from RefSeq and is a predicted model, not a curated record.
AUGACAGCGCCCACUCCCAGCGCGUUCUCAGGGGUUACUCGGGCUUGGCUCCCGAGACACGGUGCACCCAGGCCAUCAGCUCUCUGCCUUCAACAUAACAGCACGAAUGAGAGUAGAGACGGGAAUGAUUUCGCACGGCCAGCACAGGAAGGGCCCGGGUCCGGCGGCCGCAGGGUCCCCGCUCCGCCGCCCUUCUCGGGGCAGGGGCGCCAGCAGCGGGCCCAGCGAGCGCGGCGGCGGGCCGCAGGGCACCCGCUCCUCCACGCCGCGGACAGGGGCGAGGGCGGCCAGCCUGCCGCCGGGAGGGGAGCCGGCGUCAUCCCCGACACUCCGGGCGCCAAACUGGAGGUAAGGGGCGGCUCCCGUCCCCGCUGCGCUGAAACCACCCCCGUUUGCCCCAAGCAGUUGCCCCGAGCCCGAGACUUGCCCCCCCCGCGGUCGGCGACCGGCAGCGCUGCCUCCCCGUCCGCCAUUAGAGACCCAGCCAAACAAUACGUGAGAAGGAGAGCCGCGCAGCGCAGCGCCGGGCAGGGGAGCAGCGACGGGGGGCCCGCGGGCGCCAGGCAGCACCCUCGCCCCGAAAAACUUGGGGCCCUCGGGCCGCGGCGGACGGGCGGGAGCGCAGCCCGGCAGCGGGAGGGCGAACUGAGGCACCCCUCCCCCACCCUGCCCCCGCCGCGAAGAAAGGAAAAAUGCCCCGCGACCUCCCGCCGCCCCGGCCCCGCGGCCCCCGCCCCGGCGACCCCCGCCCCCGGCGCCGCCUCACCCAGCCCGCCCGGCCUCGCCCUCGCUCCCGCAGCCCUUCGGGCCGCACGCGAAGGCGCCUCUGACAUGAGCGGAGCCCGGCGCAGCCCCCGAGGCCCCGACGCGGCAGCGGCGACGGCAGCGCGCCGCGGGGGAUUAAUCCCGGUCGCCCCCGCCUCCGCCUCCUCCUCCGGAGGCUGCGCUGCGCCCAGCCACCCCCACUAUCGGCGGACCCGGACUGGAAAGACAGCGGGGCUAAGCCUCACCCGGUUCUGGCUGCGGCUCCGCGGAACGAACCUCCCCUCCCCCGGCCCACCCCCCUUCGGCAACACGCACAACUCCGCUCGGUCCAGUCCCGGGUUUAGCGCUGGUGAGGAGGAGGAGGCGGAGGCGGCGGCGGCGCGGCCGAGCCCGGCGAGGCCCCGUCCUCCGCGCCCCCAUUGGCUGGAGGGGAGGGCGGGACGGGGCGCCUCGGGCGCGUCCAUUGGCUAUCUCUGCCCUCCUUCAGGACCCCCCUGGAGGGGGUGGUCCGAGAGGCUGUCCGUCAGGCGCAGGCCACGCCCCCGGCGUUUCCAUUCCACUCCCCCCGCCGCCAGCCCUCCGCUCUCAGCCGCGUCCGCUCCCUCCUUACCCCCGCCUCCUACCCCGCCCCCACCCCGGGUCCGUCAGGGUCAGGCAGCCCGAGCUGCGCUGCCCGUUGCACCGGCCGCGAGCUCGGCCCCUGGGGGACGGGGGACCCUCCGGGGCCCGGAACAGCCCGAGAGGCUGAGGCCGGGGCCGCCUGCCCUCGCUCGAGCCUGGGCGCCCGGGCCGCUGCGGCGGCUCCCAACGACCCUGCCCGAGGAGAGACGCGGCCUCGAUGUCCCCAACGCCCUCCCUGGCCAGUUCCUUGAAGCCCCCCGUGAGGGCCGAGCCCGGGCAGGGGCUGGAGCCAGGCAAAGUGGGAGGUUGGGUCAGCAGGUGAAGUGGAUUCCCGAACGCCCAGAGGAGAGUGGAAGCGCUUCCACCCUCGCCUCACCCCCGUGGGGAAUUGUCCCCCCACCUCCCGUCAUGGCUGCUGGAGGAGACGACGUCCUCCAUUUUGUCGGGACUGCUGUGGGAACUUGGGACCAGUUCAAACGCAAACCCCGUGGGGCUGGGAAACUUGUCCCCGGGAAGCCCCAACUGGACUCCGCCAUUCGGCCCGAGGGGACAGCCCCUGCCUCCAGCGUCUGCAUCCGAGGGGCCCUGGGGCACGGCACAGGCGCGACGGCGGGGAGACCCGGACGCCGCUGCCCGCCUCCAUCAACCAAGAUGGAGGAAGCUGCGGGCGCCCCUGGAGCUGGGCUCCCGCCUGUUGGAAGGCCGGAGCCUCCCCUCGGUGUGUCCCUCGGCGCUGCCGUCCUCCUGCUCCGCAGCCUCUCUCGCUCGCCCUCCCUCAGCCUCCACCCAGCCUCUCCACCGCCUUCCACCCUCUCCUGGUCCUCAACGAUUGAUGGAGGCUCCACUGCACGGCGCGCCCAGUCGCUUCGCCCGCCCGGGGCCGGCCCCGCCGGGGGAGCGGGGCGGAGAGGCUGCCAGCUGCCGCGCGCCCCGGGGCGGCCGUGCGCGGAGAGGCCACAGCCACCGCGGGGCUUCUCUUUUGUUCCUCGUCUACACCUCCGUCUUGGGCGCACGUCAUGGUGCUGUGCAAUUUCCAAGAUUCCACGUAAAGAUGAAAGGGAGGCCUCUUCCGUCUCACCCUAG